AUGGUUCAGGAACUCAUGGGAAACUGUGCCAAGCGGCCCAGAUGCAGGGCACUCAAGGACCAUUGGCCACGGCUGGGGUCCCCUGGGGGCUCCUGCCCAAGCACAGUCUCGGAGGAUCAGGGGUUGGCUUCUGAGUCACAAUCCCAAGCCUACUCAGUCCUUAACCGCCUGGUGGGCCCAGCCUGUAUCUUCCUCCGGCCCAGCAUCGCAGCCACCCAGAUUGACAGGGAGCUUCGCCCAGAAGAGAUAGAAGAGCUACAGACCGCUUUCCAGGAGUUUGACCGAGACCGGGACGGCUACAUCGGUUACCGUGAGCUGGGGGCCUGCAUGCGCACUCUGGGCUACAUGCCCACUGAGAUGGAACUCAUCGAGAUCUCCCAGCAGAUCAGUGGUGGGAAGGUGGACUUUGAAGACUUUGUCGAGCUGAUGGGCCCCAAAAUGCUGGCAGAGACCGCAGACAUGAUUGGAGUCAGAGAGCUGCGAGAUGCCUUUCGGGAGUUUGACACCAAUGGAGAUGGCCAGAUCAGUCUGGGGGAGCUGCGAGCAGCCCUGAAGGCCCUGUUGGGAGAGCGCCUCAGCCAGCGGGAGGUGGACGAGAUCCUGCAUGACAUUGACCUCAAUGGGGAUGGACUCGUUGACUUUGAAGAGUUUGUGCGCAUGAUGUCCCGCUGACCUGACCUGACCUGCUGCCAGCCUGCCC
Molecule: messenger RNA, 700 nt
Organism: Dromiciops gliroides (monito del monte)
Lineage: Eukaryota; Metazoa; Chordata; Mammalia; Microbiotheria; Microbiotheriidae
Gene: CABP2
Product: calcium binding protein 2
Exons: 7
Coding region: 1-672 (223 amino acids)
Molecular function (GO): calcium ion binding
Source: RefSeq, a predicted model, not a curated record